Messenger RNA from Aspergillus glaucus CBS 516.65, 2517 nucleotides. RefSeq names its product LIM domain protein. Bases 206 to 2470 code for a protein of 754 amino acids. The record is from RefSeq and is a predicted model, not a curated record. The transcript has 2 exons. Gene Ontology annotation, cellular component: nucleus; Z disc. Lineage: Eukaryota; Fungi; Ascomycota; Eurotiomycetes; Eurotiales; Aspergillaceae. Gene Ontology annotation, molecular function: transcription coregulator activity.
UCUAUUCUUUUUCUUUUCUGUUUCAUGUUGAGAGAGCUUCGUUGCUGAUUGAGGUCUCGUUGCUUCCCUUCCAGCCAACUACUUGAAAGAUCUCCGGACAAAUCGACCGCUUCGUCCUAGCGGUUCCAGACCGCUUCCAUCCAAACCACCGGGUUCCACCGCUCAGCAAGUUAAGGGGAAUUCACCACCACGAGCGUCUUCCGCCAUGUCGUCGUAUGCUGUGGCCAGUGGACAGCCUGUCGAGUCUGCUGUCGAGGAAGGUUCGCCGCCGCGGGCUUCACCACCACGAGCUACCAGCGCCAUGUCUCACUGCCGUUCAAGCCCCUCACGGAUGUCCUACGGAAGCUCCGCGGGCCGGCCCUUAGUUCAGGAACCAAAGACUACUGAGCCAAGAACUAUUCCCAUCCGGAAGAAUAUCUCGCCCCCUCAAAUAUUUUCUCGUCCCAUUUCGGUCUCGCCCAAUGCGGCCUAUAAAGAAAGUGACCAACGGCGAAUGGAAAAGGAAGAGGCACGGUCUUUGAGGGAUGCGCUGGAGGAGGUGGAUCUUCAUGACGAUGUUCAUCUUCACCAAGCGGCUCAGGAUGAAGCCACGGAGCUCGUUUGGAUGCACCAGAAUCCCGGCGUGCCUUACAAGAACCCUGGUGCCCCGUAUAGAAACCCCGACAUAGAGAAGCGUGGUCAAAGUCCAGAUAAAACCAAUCGCUCCCCAAGCCAGUACCGUGGAUUUCGAAAGAAUUUCAUGUCUUCCCCGCGACGGAAUAGCCGCCAGUCGGCAUCAGAUAGUUCCUCUGACGGGCUCCAUGGUCUUGGCCUGGAGGACUCACCCAGCAGACAAAGCCAGACGGAUUCAAAUGGGGAGGGGUUUAGCCCCAAGAGGAACAGUUUAUUCCGCAAGAACUUGAAGGUGAAUUUUGCGUUGCCAUCUGAGGAGACUUCGUUCACGCCCGCAGUUGACACCAUCGGGACCAACAAGACCACGUUCAGCAGCGAGGCAUCAAAAGGAGUUUUUCGCAAUCCGAAUGAUCAGAUCUACGAGGAGCCAGAUGAAUCACAGUCCAAUCCCACCAAUGAUCGGCCCGACUUUUCUAGAUCCGACUCGUCUGCUUUGAGGAACAGACCACGGAAUAUUUUCCCGCGAGGCUCUCGACCACUUCCUAGUCGUUUCGGCAGUCUUUCUUUUGUGGACAAACUCGCCAAGUUCGACCUCCACAAAAACUCCCAGACCCAGUCGCGAAAUCCAGAAUACAUGGUGAACGAGCCUAUCACCCAACCUGACCCUGUGGCAAAGGUUGCAGAAGAGGAGACUGUUCAAACAGAAGGUGGGCUUGAGAUUCGGGGUGAUGAUAUUCGUGCAGCCACGAGCAAGAAACGCACAGAUCGAAGUUCAAAUCUCCCUAUGCCGAGUGCUGUCAGUGACCGGACUGGUAGGCCUAUCGUGAGCUUUGAUCCCACCUGGAAGCCGACUGAGGCAGCAUCACCCGGUCGUAAUCGCGAUAGUCUGAUAGGCCGUGAAUCUUCUUCCCCAACACCACCGCCGACAGCCCCUACGAUUCAAGUAUCUGAUGCUCCCACGAUUCAAGUAUCGGAGGCACCCUCAAUCCAAGUGUCUGAAGCACCUUCGAUCCCGGUGAUCAACCUUCCUGACAAUAAGGAGCCAACAAUCUCGGAGAUAGAAGCCAGCUCAAGGCCUCUACCGGAGCCGACAAGGGACAGCAGUCGACGCCCGACCUCCCCCAGGAAACAGCCAGCGGCACCGCAGAAUCGAUGGUACUCUCCGUACACCCGCGCUGGUGUUCCAACCGCAAAAUGUGAAUCGUGCACCCUCCCCAUUGCAGGAAAAAUCGUUACAGCAGCUGGAUCCCGAUUCCAUCCAGAAUGCUUCGUGUGCUCCCAUUGCCAAACUCCUCUGGAAUGUAUUGGGUUCUACCAAGAGCCUGAGACCAAGCGGAAUGAAAGAUUAGCGCAAACACCAGUUGAAGAUGAAGAAGCGCGUGCCGUCCGAUUCUACUGCCAUCUGGACUUCCACGAACUGUUUAGCCCGAGAUGUAAGAGCUGUAAAACCCCCAUUGAAGGCGAAGUGGUUGUGGCUUGUGGAUCCGAAUGGCAUGUCGGCCACUUCUUCUGCGCUGAAUGUGGUGAUCCAUUCGAUUCGCAAACACCAUUUGUUGAAAAGGACGGUUUCGCUUGGUGCCUUCAAUGCUACUCUCGCCGUACAGCUCCCAAAUGCAUGGGCUGCAAGAAGCCCGUGCAGGAGGAUUUGGUUAUCUCUGCCAUUGGCGGGCAAUGGCAUGACGAGUGCUUCAACUGCCACGAGUGUGGCCAUGGCUUCGGUCCCAACGGUCGGUUCUUCGUGCGGGAGGGCGAACCCAAGCGGACCGCCAAAGGCCGGAUCAUUGGAGGUCCGGUUCAGUUGGCCUUUUGCGAGGACUGCGAGUCCAUCCGGCUUAAGUCGGCUUCACUCAGGUACUGAUUGCAGCGGCUGGCUUCGGCUUGGACAAUUAUUGGCAUUUUGAGGAG